Molecule: messenger RNA, 1741 nt
Organism: Magallana angulata
Lineage: Eukaryota; Metazoa; Mollusca; Bivalvia; Ostreida; Ostreidae
Product: etoposide-induced protein 2.4 homolog
Exons: 13
Coding region: 120-1583 (487 amino acids)
Biological process (GO): macroautophagy
Cellular component (GO): endoplasmic reticulum
Molecular function (GO): protein binding
Source: RefSeq, a predicted model, not a curated record
UGAGCAACAGGCGCAGAAAAACUGCGCACAGUAUUGUGAUAAAUUUAGGAUCUAUGUUCAGGACGAAAUGUGUCUAAUACGAUGAUAAGAUUCAUGUUCAUGCCUAACAAAAGGGAAUUAUGGCAGAUUCUACAAAAGAAAUAAUUCAUGGAAUUAUACAAGGCUUUAGAGACAGCAUAUUAGGAAUAUCAAAAAUUUUAAAAUAUGAUGCAAGCAUUGACAACAGUGAAGGUGAACUAAAGAAAAAUGAACCACAGACUACACUGGCCCGCAGGAGAGCAGAAAAGCAAAAAUUGAAGGGAAACCUAGAGAAUAAGGGAAACAAAAAAGAACCAACCGUGAAGCAGAGACUCUUCCAGUGUUCUUUAUGGAAUGGAGGUGUUUUCUUGACAAGCAUUGUGUUAUUUCAUUGGGCCUUGCUUCCAUGCUUGUUAUGGUUCACCGAGUUAAUUUUUGCUGGCUCAGAGAAUUUGAAUAUCACUUGGCUGUGGAUAAGCUCCCUGCUUUCUUGGAUCUUUGGAGCUCUGUGGAUUUUGCCACUCUUUGUCAUCAGUAAAAUAGUGAACUGCAUGUGGUUUCAGGACAUUGCAGAUGCUGCCUAUGUGAGAUCAAGGGGACGUCCUACUCCUAUCAAUCUGAGCGUCUUGGUGGCAGAUCUUUUAUUCAGUGUCCUGUUACAAGCUUUCUUUUUAAUUCAGAGUACCUUGGCUACUUUUCUACCCAUUCCCGGUGUGGGCUAUUUAGUGGGCUUCAUUCACAUGUCUCUCCUGUACUCCCUUUAUGCCUUUGAGUACAAGUGGUUCAAUAUGGGUUGGGAGGUCCACAAACGCCUUGCUUACAUUGAGUCCUACUGGCCAUAUUUCCUGGGAUUUGGCAUUCCUCUGGCAUUUCUGACUUCUAUGUCAGCAUCAGCUGUUAUCAGUGGAUGUAUCUUCUCUAUACUGUUUCCUUUGUUCAUACUAAGUGCCAAUGAUGCAGAGGAGAGCUCACAAGUUUGUCAACUAAUUCUCCGGUCUUUGGCACACCCGGUUUCAUUUCCAGACCUGGCCGCCGUUUGGUUAUUGGUCAGUACAGCCGCUCAGUCUCAGAUUUGCCAGGAAACCAUUGCCCUGGGGUGCGGCUCCUACCAGCAGAUUGAAGCAGACGAGACCGUGUGUGGAUCAGACGGCUCUCACUACGUCAACUUAUCAACAACAACGCGCGACCCCAGCCAGCAGUUGUUCUGUGAUAAUAAGGAUUUAAUCACGUGUCCAUCUACUGUAGGUCACGUGUGCGGAAGUAAUGGCGUCAUCUACAAGAAUGAUUGUGAGUUUGCCAAAGCCAAAUGCACUGAUGGUAGUCUGAGUAUUGAGAGUGUGUCCUUCUGCCACCAUACCACCACUACCGCUAAGCCUACCACCCUUGACCCCAACCAGCAGCUGUUCUGUGAUAACAAGGACUUCAUAGGGUGUCCCACCACCGUCAAACACGUGUGCGGAAGUGACGGCGUCGUAUACAACAACGACUGCGAGUUUGCUAAAGCGAAGUGUACCAAUGGCGCCUUGUCUAUCCAGCCUUCGUCAUUUUGUCACCACACACUCUGAGCAUUUCAGUACUUCGAUCUUGUCAAUUUUAUAACACAUAGUGUGCGUAAAUUGUAUGAUGGAGCGAUCAUGAACUGCAAUUUUUUUUAUCGGAGAUCAUUAUUCAAAAACUGUUUUUAUUAUUUCAGUGACAGUUGAAUAAAAAUUAAGAUAUAUAA